AUGAGCUACUAUACUCAGCUCCAGGGCAAAUUCGCCCACAAGGUUGGCGAGCCUGUUCCUGAAUUCAACACCGAAUUCCCCGCCCACCCAGGCCUUGUCCACUUUCCCAUCGCCUUCAACGUCCUCUCCUGGGGCCUUGAUAUCUUGUAUGCUCUGACUACCAUCUAUGUCAAGCCGGCCUUCCUCACCACACGCUUCGGCUCCCCCGCGACCCUUUUGGACAUCACUCGCGUAUCCUACUUCCUCUUGUGCGCGGGCCUGAUCACCACUGUGCCUGCAAUCAUGUCUGGCAACAUCCAGCUGGUCGGCAUGAUCAAGAAGAACGGCGGGCCAUGGGAAAAAGAUGCGCAGGGAAAACAGAAGAGCACAAUGGUGCCACGGAUCAAGGCAACAAUCACACACGCCGUCAUGAACGAUUUGGUGUUUGUGGUCAACCUCUACAGCUGGUACUUGAGAAAGGACAAGGAGGGGGCCAUCAACUUGGGCAAGACGCCUACCCAGACCAACCUCCUCAUCAGCGUGGUCUUGCUGCCAGCCUUGAUCGCCUCGGCAAAGAUCGGCGGCACUCUCGUGUUCAACCACGGUGUUGGCUUGAACCUUGGCCGGAAGAAGUUUGACUAA
Molecule: messenger RNA, 621 nt
Organism: Fonsecaea nubica
Lineage: Eukaryota; Fungi; Ascomycota; Eurotiomycetes; Chaetothyriales; Herpotrichiellaceae
Exons: 2
Coding region: 1-621 (206 amino acids)
Source: RefSeq, a predicted model, not a curated record